AUGGCGUUAAUGAUGCGGGAGGUGAAUGUGGCCACUGAAGCGGCCAGUUUGCCACCAGUGGUGCAGGCUGCCCGCGGGUCUGCGGCGACGCAGAAGAGAUGGGGACCACUGCGCAGCGAGCGGCCGCUGGUGGAUUAUAGUAUCUACAUACAGAGACGUGGGGGAGAGACGUGGGGGAGAGACGUGGGGGAGAGACGUGGGGGAGAGACGUCGGGUGAGACGUCGGGUGAGACGUCGGGUGAGACGUCGGGUGAGACGUCGGGUGAGACGUCGGGUGAGACGUCGGGUGAGACGUCGGGUGAGACGUCGGGUGAGACGUCGGGUGAGACGUCGGGUGAGACGUCGGGUGAGACGUCGGGUGAGACGUCGGGUGAGACGUCGGGUGAGACGUCGGGUGAGACGUCGGGUGAGACGUCGGGUGAGACGUCGGGUGAGACGUCGGGUGAGACGUCGGGUGAGACGUCGGGUGAGACGUCGGGUGAGACGUCGGGUGAGACGUCGGGUGAGACGUCGGGUGAGACGUCGGGUGAGACGUCGGGUGAGACGUCGGGUGAGACGUCGGGUGAGACGUCGGGUGAGACGUCGGGUGAGACGUCGGGUGAGACGUCGGGUGAGACGUCGGGUGAGACGUCGGGUGAGACGUCGGGUGAGACGUCGGGUGAGACGUCGGGUGAGACGUCGGGUGAGACGUCGGGUGAGACGUCGGGUGAGACGUCGGGUGAGACGUCGGGUGAGACGUCGGGUGAGACGUCGGGUGAGACGUCGGGUGAGACGUCGGGUGAGACGUCGGGUGAGACGUCGGGUGAGACGUCGGGUGAGACGUCGGGUGAGACGUCGGGUGAGACGUCGGGUGAGACGUCGGGUGAGACGUCGGGUGAGACGUCGGGUGAGACGUCGGGUGAGACGUCGGGUGAGACGUCGGGUGAGACGUCGGGUGAGACGUCGGGUGAGACGUCGGGUGAGACGUCGGGUGAGACGUCGGGUGAGACGUCGGGUGAGACGUCGGGUGAGACGUCGGGUGAGACGUCGGGUGAGACGUCGGGUGAGACGUCGGGUGAGACGUCGGGUGAGACGUCGGGUGAGACGUCGGGUGAGACGUCGGGUGAGACGUCGGGUGAGACGUCGGGUGAGACGUCGGGUGAGACGUCGGGUGAGACGUCGGGUGAGACGUCGGGUGAGACGUCGGGUGAGACGUCGGGUGAGACGUCGGGUGAGACGUCGGGUGAGACGGGGGGUGAGACGGGGGGUGAGACGGGGGGUGAGACGGGGGACUUGGCUCCACCUCCUUGGCAGGCCCCGCCUGCAGGUGCGUACACGCCGUAA
Messenger RNA from Schistocerca nitens (vagrant locust), 1323 nucleotides. RefSeq lists its product as uncharacterized. NCBI's taxonomy places the organism in Eukaryota, Metazoa, Arthropoda, Insecta, Orthoptera, Acrididae. The record is from RefSeq and is a predicted model, not a curated record. The transcript has 4 exons. Bases 1 to 1323 code for a protein of 440 amino acids.